Trichoderma asperellum CBS 433.97 is the source of this 618-nucleotide messenger RNA. RefSeq lists its product as uncharacterized. The record is from RefSeq and is a predicted model, not a curated record. Lineage: Eukaryota; Fungi; Ascomycota; Sordariomycetes; Hypocreales; Hypocreaceae.
AUGUGUCCAGACCACACGGAUGUCCGCCCCUUCAACGAGCAAGAGACCGACGUCGUGCUGCAAAGCACCCUCCGAGGCCCCUUCCACAGCCCUCCCGUUCCCGCAGAAAUGCUCGACGCCAUGUCGCCAACGUCCUACGCCUCACCCAACUCCCAGGUGUUUCCCAACCUCGCCAUUGGAUCGCCCGGCCUAUGGACGGCCGAGAAUUCUCCCCACGCGGCCAUAUUCCCGUACAUGAUGAACGAGGCCGGGGAGCAUCUGCCCAUCUCUCAGUACACAAACUGCAGGGCCGAUGCUGGCGUGGACCAGAUCAACGGCUUCGUCUUCGUCUGUGACACUGGCGUGGAGGAGCUGCAGAGCCCUCAGGGACGCUACCUUUACAAGGACUGCAAGAAAUACGGCUCAGGAGCUCAGGUCAACGGCGUUGAGAUUGUGGUGCACGGCUCCAUCAGGAGAGCUCCAGCACCGCCCGCCCUUCCCGGCCGAUGGGAUGGGAUGGAUAUGCUCACUGCAGAAGGCAGAGAUGUCAAGGGGGCAUAUCGGAAUCAAAUUAACGGGGGGAGGAUCCGGCCGAUGAAGAGGGCCGAUAUGGGGAUGCCAUCUGGCAGUGCCCACUGA